This is a messenger RNA of Cucurbita pepo subsp. pepo (vegetable marrow), 1225 nucleotides long. RefSeq names its product RHOMBOID-like protein 5. The record is from RefSeq and is a predicted model, not a curated record. Gene Ontology annotation, cellular component: membrane. Gene Ontology annotation, biological process: proteolysis. NCBI's taxonomy places the organism in Eukaryota, Viridiplantae, Streptophyta, Magnoliopsida, Cucurbitales, Cucurbitaceae. Gene Ontology annotation, molecular function: serine-type endopeptidase activity.
CUCCUUUCUUUCGCUCACUCUAACAACUGGUGCACAAUAGCAUCCGUCGUCGCCGACGCUAUUGUGCACUCUUCCCCUCCGCCGCGCAAUGGGGAAGAGGUCGCCGCCGGGCGACAUCGAGUCCAUGUCCUAUGAGGUCCGAAAGCCCCUCUCAAUGCCGCCCCCGCCGAGCUAUUACCCUCCGCCUCCCAAGCCCUGGUUCCCAUGGCUUGUGCCUCUCACUUUCCUGGCCAAUAUCGCCAUGUUUGCUUUCACAUUAUAUGAAAACAAUUGCCCCGCAGCCAUCGGCGGCAACCGCUGCCUCUUUUACCCUGAGCUCGGCCGGUUCUCCUUCCAGCCAUUUCAGGAGAACCCCCUCCUCGGCCCUUCCAUCACCACUUUGAAACGAUAUGGGGCAUUGGAUAAAGAAGCAGUAGUGGAACAUGGCGAAGGGUGGCGCUUGGUUUCGUGUAUGUGGCUUCAUGCUGGUGUUAUUCAUUUACUUGCAAAUAUGCUCAGCCUGCUCUUCAUAGGAAUUCGGCUCGAACAAGAAUUUGGAUUUUUGAAAAUAGGAUGUUUGUAUGUGCUUUCUGGAUUUGGUGGGAGCUUACUGUCAUCUCUGAGUAUCAAUCCAUCUGAAAAUCCAACCAUAUCAGUCGGUGCUUCUGGUGCACUUUUUGGGCUUUUGGGCGCUAUGCUUUCUGAGCUCAUCACAAAUUGGACAAUAUAUUCAAAUAAGUGUGCAGCCUUCAUAUCUUUGAUUCUGAUCAUUGCCUUAAACCUGGCAGUCGGAUUCAUACCUCACAUCGACAAUUCAGCACACAUCGGAGGCUUCGUUUCGGGCUUUCUCCUCGGCUUCAUCCUCCUUAUCCAACCGCAGUUCGGAUACGUUAACCAUAAGUACAUCCCUGCAGGGGCUGAUGUGAAACGUAAAUCCAAGCACAAAUGUUAUCAGUACUUUUUGUUGAUCGUAGCUCUAAUCCUCUUGAUUUUCGGAUAUGCUUCUGGGUUAACAAGGCUUUACAAAACUGGUCCACAAGUAUUGGAAAGCAACACUUUCUGAAGAGGCUGAUGGGAAGCAUAAGUACUUUGAUUUGGUGAUCGUUUGGCUGAGGAAAGUUUAUAAGAUUUUCCUUUGAAAGUGUAAUUUAAACGAUAAAAUCAUAAUGUGAAGUUUAACUUCUACUCACUCGCAGCAGUAGAAGAAUUGUAUGUAGAAAAUACCCACUUCUCCUUUUGUUUUAUA